Parasteatoda tepidariorum (common house spider) is the source of this 814-nucleotide messenger RNA. RefSeq names its product elongation factor 1-beta (gene eEF1beta). The record is from RefSeq and is a predicted model, not a curated record. NCBI's taxonomy places the organism in Eukaryota, Metazoa, Arthropoda, Arachnida, Araneae, Theridiidae. Gene Ontology annotation, biological process: translational elongation. Gene Ontology annotation, molecular function: translation elongation factor activity; guanyl-nucleotide exchange factor activity. Gene Ontology annotation, cellular component: cytosol; eukaryotic translation elongation factor 1 complex.
AUAUGGCAUCACAAUACUCUCUUUGGUUCUGCUUUGAAAAAUAUUUUCACUUUCUCUUUGCACCUUCCUAGCGAUUGUGAGCUGUGUUCUCUUUAAAUACAAAUUUGCAAAAUGGGUUUCGGAGAUCUCAAAACUGCUGCUGGCCUUAAAUCGCUUAAUGAAUAUUUGGCUGAUAACAGCUAUAUAGAAGGUUUCCAGCCUUCUCAAGCCGAUACUACAGUUUUCCAAGCCCUUUCGUCGGCUCCUUCAGCUCAACACCCUCAUGCUCUAAGAUGGUAUAAUCACAUAAAAUCUUAUGGCAAAUCCAUUACAAGUCUCCCAGGGGUUAAAAAAGACAUCAGUGCUUUUAGUGAAACUUCUAAAUCAUCUCCUGCUAAAGCUGCCAAAGCUGGUGGUGAUGAUGAUGAUGAUAUUGAUCUCUUUGGAUCUGAUGAUGAAGUGGACGCAGAGGCUGAAAAGCUUAAAGAAGAGCGUUUGAAAGCCUAUGCAGAAAAGAAAUCAAAAAAACCUGGUGUUAUUGCAAAAUCUAAUGUUGUCCUUGAUGUGAAACCUUGGGAUGAUGAAACAGACAUGGCUGCUAUGGAGAAGCAAGUACGAACUAUUAGCUGUGAUGGGUUAAUGUGGGGAGUGUCUAAACUUGUACCCCUUGCUUAUGGUAUCAAGAAAUUGCAAAUUGUCUGUGUUGUAGAAGAUGACAAGGUCAGCAUAGAUUGGCUUCAAGAGGAAAUACAAAACUUUGAAGAUUUUGUUCAAUCUGUUGAUGUUGCAGCUUUCCAAAAGAUUUAGGAUAACAAUAAAUUUUUCUAGUGCAUUA